CACAGACCUUGUACCCCUGUUGCCUCUCCCGCGUUCCUCCCUCCAAUCCCGCCGUCCUGCUUCCUUUGGCGCCGCCGGCCUCCGCGUUCCGGCGGCCAACUACGUCUUCGAUAUCUCGCCCUACCUCGCCGGUUGAUUUUCUUCUUCCAGUCAUACUGUGCGGCGGCUCCACACAACAAGAGCCCGCCCCCCCUUUUAGCUUUGCGGCGCUUGAAAUGCUACUUUACUCUCCUCCACCUUGUUCCUCUAUCUUAUCCACUAAACGUCGUCUCCCAAAGCUCACCGCAUCGCCCAGAUUCGUUGAAAACAGCAAGCUUGGACUGUUACAGAGACAGCCGGGCAGAAUGGCAUUGUCGCGUUCACCGAUUCGAUCAUUCAAUUUGGAAGGAUCCAUCGAAAGCGAUAACCAGGGUUUGUCAUCUCAGAGAAAUGAGGGCUCUACUAUCCAUGGGGUUUCUGAAACUAUUAUUGGUGUGUUGGGUGGAGGUCAGUUAGGUAGGAUGUUGUGUCAAGCUGCAAGCCUCAUGGCCAUUAAGGUUCUGACUUUGGACCCUUCGGAGGAUUCUCCUGCAAGCUCUCUCUCCUAUCAACAUUUUGUAGGUCGAUUUGACGAUGGUGAUGCGGUUCGCGAAUUUGCUAAGAGAUGUGGAGUGCUUACUAUUGAGAUUGAGCAUGUUGAUGCUAUUACUCUUGAAAAAUUGGAGAAAGAGGGAGUAGACUGCCAGCCUAAACCUUCGACGAUAAGAAUAAUCCAAGACAAAUAUAACCAGAAGAUUCACUUUUCUCAACAUGGGAUUCCCCUUCCUGAUUUUCAAAAGAUAGAUAGCCAUGAAAGCGCUGAAGAAGCAGCCAAUGUAUUUGGUUUCCCAAUGAUGGUUAAAAGUAGAAGGCAAGCUUAUGAUGGGCGCGGAAAUGCUGUCGCUAGUCGUAAAGAAGAGCUUCCUUCUGUUAUUGCAGCAUUGGGUGGAUUUGAAAGGGGCUUAUAUGUUGAGCGAUGGACUUCAUUUACUAAAGAGCUCGCAGUCAUUGUUGCAAGGGGAAGGGAUGGUUCACUUUUAUGCUAUCCUGUGGUUGAAACUAUUCACAAAGAUAGCAUUUGUCACAUUGUUGAAGCUCCUGCUGAUGUACCUGAAAAAAUAAGAAAAGUUUCUAUCGACGUCGCUCAGAGAGCUGUUAAUUCCCUCGAGGGGGCAGGGGUCUUUGCGGUGGAGUUAUUUUUAACAAAUGAUGGACAGGUUUUGCUAAAUGAAGUUGCUCCUAGACCUCAUAACAGUGGGCAUCACACCAUAGAGUCUUGCUAUACCUCUCAAUAUGAGCAGCACCUAAGAGCUGUUCUCGGCCUUCCGCUCGGCGAGACAUCCAUGAAGAUCCCUUCUGCAAUCAUGUACAACAUACUCGGCGAGGACGAGGGAGAGCGAGGGUUCAAUUUAGCUCAUCAAUUAAUGAAGAAAGCAUUAAGCAUUCCUGGAGCCAGAGUUCAUUGGUAUGAUAAACCAGAAAUGCGGAAGCUUCGAAAGAUGGGGCAUAUCACACUUGUGGGACCCUCAAGGAACACCGUCAAAAAGCGCUUGGAUUUGAUGUUGAAUCGAGAAAGCAUCGAAAGCAACACUCAAGACACCCCUCAAGUUUCCAUUAUUAUGGGCUCUGAUUCUGAUCUUCCAACAAUGAAGGAUGCUGCAGAGAUCUUGAAUUCUUUUCAUGUGCCAUUUGAGAUAACAAUUGUUUCGGCUCAUCGAACACCUGAGAGGAUGUAUUCUUUUGCUUUGUCUGCAAAGGAAAGGGGCAUUCAGAUCAUCAUCGCCGGUGCCGGCGGCGCCGCUCAUUUACCUGGCAUGGUGGCUUCAUUGACUCCCUUGCCUGUUAUAGGAGUUCCAAUUAGGACGUCUUCAUUAGAUGGAGUUGACUCACUCUUGUCUAUUGUGCAGAUGCCUAAAGGCAUCCCAGUUGCUACAGUUGCAAUAGGCAAUGCAGCAAAUGCAGCUCUUUUAGCAGUCAGAAUGCUGGCGGCUAGAGAUGAUGAAUUGUGGGAAAGAGUGAUUGAAUAUCAAGAAGAAUUGAAGGAUGCUGUGCUGAAGAAAGCAGAGAAAUUGGAAGGAGAAGGUUGGGAGACAUAUUUAAAUGCUUGACAGAGAUAUACGGCUGCUACAUGCAGGCAGAUUAUGAAGGGUUUUCAUUUUUGAGAUUCUAAUUUAAAAAAAAAAAAAUUGUAAUAAUUUAUAAUUUAU
Molecule: messenger RNA, 2225 nt
Organism: Phalaenopsis equestris
Lineage: Eukaryota; Viridiplantae; Streptophyta; Magnoliopsida; Asparagales; Orchidaceae
Product: phosphoribosylaminoimidazole carboxylase, chloroplastic-like
Exons: 16
Coding region: 216-2126 (636 amino acids)
Biological process (GO): 'de novo' IMP biosynthetic process
Cellular component (GO): chloroplast
Molecular function (GO): phosphoribosylaminoimidazole carboxylase activity; ATP binding; metal ion binding
Source: RefSeq, a predicted model, not a curated record